Messenger RNA from Pelobates fuscus (common spadefoot toad), 588 nucleotides. Its product is annotated as olfactory receptor 6C4-like. Gene Ontology annotation, molecular function: olfactory receptor activity. Gene Ontology annotation, cellular component: membrane. Lineage: Eukaryota; Metazoa; Chordata; Amphibia; Anura; Pelobatidae. The transcript is spliced from 2 exons. Gene Ontology annotation, biological process: G protein-coupled receptor signaling pathway. The coding region runs from base 1 to 588 and encodes 195 amino acids. The record is from RefSeq and is a predicted model, not a curated record.
AUGUCCUACGAUCGAUAUCUGGCCAUUUGUAAACCACUGCAUUACACUCAAGUAAUGGAUACUCAGCUUUGUAAUAAGGUAGUUUUGUUAUCCUGGUCAUUGAGUUUCUCUUUAGUUCUCAUAACAAUUAUUCUUAUAUGUCAGCUUGAGUUCUGUGGUCCAAAUGUUUUAGAUCAUUACUUUUGUGAUUUUGCACCACUUGUAGAACUUUCGUGUUCAGACACUACACUCUUGAGAACAGAAGUCCUUGUGCUCUCCAUCCCGGUAGUCUUAUCUACUUUUGUUUUCAUUAUUGUGACUUAUGUGUGCAUUUCUAUGGCUAUCCUCGGAAUAUCCAGCAUCAAUGGAAGGAAGAAAGCAUUCUCCACUUGCAGCUCCCAUUUGGCAUCUGUCUGCUCGUAUUAUGGCCCUCUCAUUAUUAUUUAUAUGGUACCGUACAAGGUAAAUGCCCUUAAUGUUAACAAAUUUCUUUCAAUAUUAUACACAGUGGGCACUCCAUUAUUUAACCCCUUUAUAUACAGUCUAAGAAAUCAGGAGGUUUAUCUAAAACAGCUUACACAAGUGGCAGAUCUCUUGAUCUCAAUAUAG